Molecule: messenger RNA, 438 nt
Organism: Saccharomyces cerevisiae S288C
Lineage: Eukaryota; Fungi; Ascomycota; Saccharomycetes; Saccharomycetales; Saccharomycetaceae
Gene: YGL118C
Exons: 1
Coding region: 1-438 (145 amino acids)
Source: RefSeq, marked reviewed
AUGCCACCUGAGCCAGUCUGGCACAUAUCUGCAGUAACAGAAAAGUUUCCUACUCAUGGCGCUAUUUUAUAUAUAUCACUUACCUUUUCUUUUUAUAAAAAAAUGUUACGUGUAUUAUGGCAUAUAUUGUUGGUGUACGGAAAACACGCGGGGAAGAGAAAGUAUAGAAAAGUGAUGACAGAAACAAAUGACUCAUUAUAUAUGAAAAGAAAUAACUGCAGCGGUGAAUAUGCCACACUGGCAUUAUCAACAAGGAGCUGUUCAUUUAAUAUGCAACAGAAUGAUUGGGUAACUAUGGAAGGACUAUUUCCUUUUGUGAUGGUUUUGUGUCAUUUGGAAACGAAGCCAAUGAAAAUAGGUAUCCAGCUUAUACUACAAGUCCCUUUCAUGGGUUUAGGAAUUCACAAAGAGAAUAAAGAAUUCUACUUGAUAUUAUGA